Molecule: messenger RNA, 387 nt
Organism: Protopolystoma xenopodis
Lineage: Eukaryota; Metazoa; Platyhelminthes; Monogenea; Polystomatidea; Polystomatidae
Source: the annotation of a GenBank genome assembly
AUGUCGUGUAAUCGCUCCUUUUCCACCCUCCCUCAAGCCGGUUGCGGCAAGCGUCGAGAUCGGGCGAAAAGACCACUGAUGGCCCAUCAACAGGAAUCACAUGUUCAAGCCUUUUUAACAUCGGCCAAAGCAAUCCGCUUCUCUGACUCGGCCGAGUCUCGGCUUUCCGGCCAUAUUCGCUGCAAAGUUCACCAGUUGGCCGCCUCUCACUCUUCCCUUCUUCUGCUGCCCCUCCUCAUUCCUGCUUCUGCAGCUCCAGCUCUUCCUCUCUUUCGCUCUUGCGUUGUCCCUUCUUUUGUCUCAACCUUCUUCUCUUUCUCCUCCUACUUCCCCUCUCCGCCUCCCCCAGCUCAUCAUUUCUGUUUGGUUGUUGUAAGGCAUCUCUGA